This is a messenger RNA of Stegastes partitus (bicolor damselfish), 501 nucleotides long. The record is from RefSeq and is a predicted model, not a curated record. Lineage: Eukaryota; Metazoa; Chordata; Actinopteri; Pomacentridae.
AUGAGCACAGAGCAACGAACACACCUGAAGUUUCUGGUCCGGUUGGGGAAAACUCCGUCAGAAGCGCUGGGAUUUCUGCAGCAAGUGUACGGAGAUGAGACGAUGUCACACUCAGGGGUUUUUGAGCGGUGCAAGAGGUUUACGGAGGGACGCCAGGAUGUGGAAGACGACCCAGGAGAGGAAAGCCUUCGACGAGCAGGAUCCAACGUUGAGCAGAUGCUGGACGUGAACCGGGACAACGUCACUGAAGAUUUGGGCAUGAGGAAAGUCUGCGCAAUGGUGGUGCCGAAACUGCUGAAAGAUGACCAGAAGGAUCGACGCAUGCAAGUGUGUCAGGACAUCCUCGAGUGUCUGGAAACCGAACCGGACCUGCCGGUGAUGAGUCAUGGAUCUUCGAGUACAACCCGGAGACCAAACACCAGAGCCUUGAGGGGAAGAGUCCGACGUCGCCAAGGCCGAAGAAACCAAGACACUCCAAGUCCAAAGCCGAAGUCACGUUGA